Molecule: messenger RNA, 646 nt
Organism: Erigeron canadensis
Lineage: Eukaryota; Viridiplantae; Streptophyta; Magnoliopsida; Asterales; Asteraceae
Exons: 2
Coding region: 142-468 (108 amino acids)
Biological process (GO): vacuolar proton-transporting V-type ATPase complex assembly
Cellular component (GO): endoplasmic reticulum membrane
Source: RefSeq, a predicted model, not a curated record
CAAAAAACGAAAUAAAGAUUUUACUAAUUUAGAUUAGAUCUUAUCACUCACAGCUCCUAAACAGCUAAACCUCGCCGGCGGCAUUACAGUUUCAGGGAGCCCCAAACCUAUAUAUACAUAUAUUAUUAUAUAUAUAUAUAUAUGGCGGCAAGAGUUAUAGAGAAGUUCUUCAUAACAUCCAUGUUGAUGUGGAUGGUUCCUAUUGCCAUUCUGUAUGCCUUCAACAAUAAUUUGCUUCCUGCCGGUUUCACUGAUAUGUCUCCACAUUCUUUGACUCUUGUUAGCGGGUUUGUUGCUGUUAUAUCUGUCAAUAUCGUAAUUGCAUUCUACAUAUAUUUGGCAAUGAAAGAACCUUCUGAAAAACACGAGCCAGAUCCUAAGUUUGUCUCAGAAGCUGAAGCCAGUAUCAAGCACUUUGUAUCAAAUGAAACUCAGGAAACUUCAUCAACAAACAAAAAGGAACAGUAAUAGCUGAUUGAUUUGGUCAGGUUUCAGCUGAUUGAUUUUCUACAGGCCCUAUCGUUGUAAACCUAUCGAUGCAAUAUUGUACAUUUUUAUGUUCACUGUAUGAACCUUUAAAAGAUAUAUACUCGGUAAUUUCCUGUUGAAUUUCUAUCUUAGACCGUCUCAAACAUUUCAGUGAUUA